This is a messenger RNA of Guyanagaster necrorhizus, 1047 nucleotides long. Its product is annotated as NAD(P)-binding protein. The transcript has 4 exons. Lineage: Eukaryota; Fungi; Basidiomycota; Agaricomycetes; Agaricales; Physalacriaceae. The record is from RefSeq and is a predicted model, not a curated record. Bases 114 to 974 code for a protein of 286 amino acids.
CGAGAUAUCGUGCUUAUUUAGUGUGCGUGGUGGCGGUGGACCAUCAUGACGAAAGCUUGCACUAAAUCAUAUAAGAAACUGGCACAAGUUCAUCAUAACCAUCUAACAACAAUAUGCCUUCACCCGCCUACAAAUCAUUCGCUCUCGUUGGCGCUAAUGGCGCAGUCGGCAAGCAGAUUUUCGACGCUCUCGUCGCAGCGAACGUCUCUUUCCUUGUCCUCACACGCAAAUCCUCAGACUCUUCCGAUACUCCGCUCCCCAAUGUCAAGGUCGCCAAAGUGGAUUACGAGGAUACCGCAGAAGUAUCUGCUGUGCUCAAGGAUAACGGGGUCGACGUACUGAUUUCAGCUAUCAAUGCGGUGGUAGGGGGCAAGAGCCAGUAUGCUCUGGCAGAUAGCGCCAAGGCUGCGGGCGUCAAGCUGUUCGUGCCGUCCGAGUUUGGGUUUGCCACUGUAGGGGCACCUGCGGGGUUGCUGAAGGACAAGGACGAUUUUGCUAAAUAUCUCAAGAAGAUAGGAUUGCCAUCGGCAAGGUUCUUUACGGGAUUUUUCUACUCUUACCUCCCCCCCCUCGUCGGAUACAUCGUGGACCAGAAAUUCAGCAUCGUCGGGAAGGGUCAAUCGAAGGCGUCCCUCACCGCGCUUGAAGACGUCAGCGGUUUUGUGGUCUAUGUUCUGACGCACCUGCCAGCUGAGCAGUUAAACGACAAGAUAUUCCGCCUACAAGGCGAGGGGCUGACGCUGGUGGAGGUUGCUGCUAGGGUAGGCCUUCCACCUAAUCAUGUCGACAAGCUUCCUGGGAACUUGGCCGUGUCGUUCUUGGCCCAACUGCAAGGACUGAUUGAGAGUGGUGGAGGCUCUACUGGGUGGGAUUACGAGGCAAACAAGGAAGGCGCGGAUAAAGCUGGAAGUGCAAAUGCGUUGUGGCCCGGGCAUGAGUGGAAGGCCAUAACGCCUGCCAUCUUUAGCAAGUAGUGGGCUGUCGUUGAUGCGCACUGAUCAUCAGUAUCAAUGUCGCCAGUCGUUCAAGGUCGAUUAUGAAAUAAAG